Closterium sp. Naga37s-1 is the source of this 1089-nucleotide messenger RNA. NCBI's taxonomy places the organism in Eukaryota, Viridiplantae, Streptophyta, Zygnematophyceae, Desmidiales, Closteriaceae. The record is from the annotation of a GenBank genome assembly.
AUGGCCACCACUUCAGCGUCAUUAUGUGGAGUGUGCCAUGGAGGCGGUGAAGCAGGGGAGUGUGCACACCGCCACGUAGGGUACGCCAUGGAGGCAGUGAAGCAAGGCAGUGCAGCGGUGGGUCUGCGCAGCACCACGCACGACGUGUUCCCCAAUUCUCCCCACUCCAUCCCCUGCCCUUCCCCACGUGUGCGCUCUGCUCUACUUCCCCCCUCCUCCCCACCAGGUGGAGUGGAGUAUGCCAUGCAGGAGGUGAAGCAGGGCAGUGUAGCGGUGGAGUAUGCAAUGGAGGCGGUGAAGCAGGGCAGUGCGGUAGUCGGCCUGCGCAGCACCACCCACGAGGUAGAGUACGCCAUGGAGGCGGUGAAGAAGGGCAAUGCAGCGGUGGAGUAUGCAAUGGAAGCAGUGAAGCAGGGCAGUGCAGCAGUGGGGUACACAAUAGAAGUAAUGAAGCAGGGCAGUGCGGCGGUGGGCCUGCACAGCACCACCCACGCGGUGCUGGCGACGCUCAAGCGAGCGGCGUCCCCCCUGGCGUCGUACCAGCGCAAGAUAUUCCGCGUGGACGACCACAUGGGCAUCGCCAUCGCUGGGCUCAAUGCUGAUGGCCGCGUGCUCUGCCGCUUCAUGCGCUCCGAAUGCUUGUCUCACAAGUUUGACUUUGAGUCGCCUCUCCCGGUGGGUCGCCUUGACUCUAUGGUAGCAGACAAAUCUCAGGCCGCCAAGACGUACCUGGAGCGCAAGUUUGAGUCGUUCGGGGCGUGUUCGCUCGACGAGUUGGUGCGACACGCGCUGCUGGCUGUGAAGGAGUCGCUGCAGGAGGGGGAGCUGAGUGGAGCCAACUGCACUGUUUCUAAUGUGGGUGAGGGGCAAGCGUUUAGCAUUCUGACUGAUGUGCAGGUUCAGGAGCAUAUAGAUAGGAUGGAUAAGGAGGAGGGUGGGCAGGGAGGGGCUGUGAAGGAUGAGGUAGAGGUGGUGGAGGAGGUAGAGGUGGAGGAUGUGGAGGAGGAGAAGCCAGGGGGAGGGGAAGGAGGGGAGGGUGGUACAGGGGAGGGGUCUGAGGGUCCUGCUCUCGAGGGUCUCGACUCAUGA